AUUUAAGCUUCAAUCGACCGUCACUCCCAAUUUGGUCGUGUCCCCAACCGUCGAGAACCUGGCAAAUUACCGCAUCAAUAUCGGCCUACUGGACAAAGCUCUAACAGCAUUAAACCAUGGGCUUUACCACCGGCUUUACCGGCGGUGUCACGCUUACCCUCUCCCUCGCCUAUCUCUCAGUGCUCGCCCACCAGCGCACUCGUGAGCAACAAGGCUCAGCGCUUCGCGCCCAAGCUCUCGCUCUCCAGGGCUUGAUCGACCCUCUGCCACCGCUGCCACCACCUACACGGUCCGAAGUUGCUGCAGCUCAAAGGGCCAAGACUGUCGAGAUUGCCAAGGACCGAUGGAACACUGAGGUCGAAAACGCAGCACGAUGGGUGCAGCAUACCGAUUGGGUCCAAGUACGCGAAGGUCUUGAGGACACUGCAUCACGACUCUGGUCUCGAGCCGUUGGUGCCAGCCCCUCAGAAGUUGCUGACCAGGCUGGACAAAAAGCAAAGGAGGCCGAGCGACGAGCUAAGCCUGUCGUGAAGGAAGAGGCUGCCAAGCUCGGUGAUGCCAGUGGAAAGGUCGCGGCUGCGGCUAAGAGCGCUUACAAAAAGGCAAAGGCCGAGACCAAGGAGUUUGCCAGCGUUAUCCUGGAUCACAGCAAGGAUAAGGAGAAUGUUGAUAUUGCUCAGGAGGAUGGAACUCUUUCCGUACUGACUCCUGUGGAGCGAGCUCUUCAGCAACGAUUCAACAAGCCCGAGGACAAGGUGAACAAGACAGUGGAGGACGCACUGAAGGAGAGAUACAAGCCUAUGGACUCCAGGGAUAACACACAACUGAGGGGAGUCUAAGGGUGUCGAACAAAAAAAGAUUGGAUGACGGGUGAUGCGUGAAUGGAGAGAUGUGAGUUAUUUUCUGUACACUGCUACUGUACCACUAGUUCUUUGAGCCACUCAAAUAGAAACCAAGCUUAGGAAUGCUUGAUAUGAUCAACUGAGCUGCAGUUUGGAGUGAGCUCAUAUGAUAAUGGGGGGUUGAUAAUCACUUUUGAAAAUGAGUAUAUAUACGACAGUUUGAGCCUGCCUUGGAAUUUAUUUUCUUCGCUAUAGCUCAUAUUCCGAAUUCUAAAUACCUACCUAGAUAUAUCAACCAAACGCCGGUAUUCGACAGCCAUGACCACUGUGUCUGGCGAAGGCUCCCAGCCGAGGAGCAGCAAGCACCACAAAAGUCGACAUAGCAAGAGUCAUCAUAGCAAGAGUCAUGGCCAUAAAAGUAGGAGGGGCCGCCAUAGUGGUGGUAGUGACAUACAUCGUCCUAGCAAGCCACCUUUUUUCGUUACCCUUUUUUGCUGCGCUGAUUCUUGGCCGAGCCCCAGAAAGAAGCCAGUGGGAAGCCAAGAUCGCACGGACAUGG
Messenger RNA from Fusarium graminearum PH-1, 1401 nucleotides. RefSeq lists its product as uncharacterized. Gene Ontology annotation, biological process: cristae formation. Lineage: Eukaryota; Fungi; Ascomycota; Sordariomycetes; Hypocreales; Nectriaceae. The transcript is spliced from 2 exons. The record is from RefSeq and is a predicted model, not a curated record. Gene Ontology annotation, cellular component: mitochondrial crista junction; MICOS complex. The coding region runs from base 117 to 839 and encodes 240 amino acids.